This is a messenger RNA of Scylla paramamosain (green mud crab), 1373 nucleotides long. RefSeq lists its product as uncharacterized. The transcript has 2 exons. Bases 1027 to 1356 code for a protein of 109 amino acids. The record is from RefSeq and is a predicted model, not a curated record. Lineage: Eukaryota; Metazoa; Arthropoda; Malacostraca; Decapoda; Portunidae.
ACACCACUUUCAAAUUUAUCAACAUUUAUUUAGUUCUUGAAGUAAUCAUAUUCAUUUCUCUAGUGCUACUUCCAAGUUUCUCUCACUCUAUCACUUUAUUCUACGACCACCCAUCUUUGUUUCUUUAUCCUCUUGUCCCAUUUCCAACAUAUGCUAUUUCUUAGCUCCAUUUAUCAAUCUUGACUCCGUCAUAUUCAUGUUAAUAAUCAGAUUGGCUCCAUUAUAUUCAGAAUUUUCUGAUAAUUCUCCACUUUUCAUUUUGCAUGAUUAUCUUCAUGACUGUAGCAUCAUUUACAGACAUAUAUUUUCUUUGGUCAUUUAGCAUAUAAUUUACAUAAAAUGAUAUACAAAAUUAGAGCUAGUGUGUGUGUGUGUGUGUGUGUGUGUAUGUGUGUGUGCAGUUGAUAAAGACAUGCUGUUGCUACAAUGAGACAGAUCAUUUGUUGUGGGGGCUGUUGAACCACACUUAACAAGCUGAGGGAAGUGUAAAAUAUGUGGUCAUUUAUAUAUUUUGGUUGUGUGCAAGUACUGUGAGACAAGUCAUAAAGGUUCACAUGACUGCUGUACUGACAGGUGUGACCCUUUUAUUCAGUGUGGAGCCUGCAGGGGCUGACAGAUGAUAUGGAGUGUUUAAGUCACUAUAACAGCAGUUUUGUUUUGUAUCUGAUGAAAUUUUUAAGGAUGCUAAUGAAGGUCAGUAUUGACUUUUUUUUAAGGAGGCAAGAUAAAAGAUAUUUUGUAGCUUUAUUCAUCCAUAUACAGUAUAUACAGUAUUAGUAACAAGGGGAACCCACCAACCUCCUUGUAAUCUCCUAAAUUUCAUUUUCAUCUUCCUUUUUCCAUUCUCCCUUUAUUGCAUAUUUUCAGAAGUUCUUAUAUCCUUACCCACUGUCUUUUUUCUCUUCACCUCCCCUUCCCUUCUGUUCCAUUCCCUGGUGAUGGCACAGAAUUAUCAACAACAAGCUUUUGACGGCUGAGGAUGAAGCCCGAAUCAACCAGGUACAGGCCAGGUCAUUAGCAGCAGGCAUGGCCGCCGUGCCCCGCCAAGCCCGGGUGUUGAACCUGAGACCAAGCCAGAGUGAGGGCAGUGUCAUUCCUCCUGUCCACUACCCCAACUUCUACUCCCAACACUACCACAGCAAUGAGCGGUCUGGUGUGGUGGCUGAGGAUUCUUUUGAAGAGGACAAUGCUUCUGCUUCAUCUGAGCAGGUCAGAAGGUGGAUAGCAGCAGUACUAGUAGCAGACUGGUGUUACCUUGAUGCUACUGCUACAUUGCAUUAUUUGCAUAGUUUUUUCAGUUGUCAUGGACUUUGUGUAAUAUGUAUAAAAGUAUAUGAAGCUCAAGAAACUUGUUGAUAAGGUUUAUGUUCAGC